Molecule: messenger RNA, 3380 nt
Organism: Tribolium castaneum (red flour beetle)
Lineage: Eukaryota; Metazoa; Arthropoda; Insecta; Coleoptera; Tenebrionidae
Gene: KrT95D
Product: Krueppel target at 95D
Exons: 8
Coding region: 170-2512 (780 amino acids)
Biological process (GO): protein localization to plasma membrane
Source: RefSeq, a predicted model, not a curated record
ACUUUGCGGUCUUUGUACUCGUUUGACAGUUCGUGAUGCAGUUGACAUAAACCGUGCAAAAAAUACGUGUAGUGAUGAUCGUGGGCAAUGUUGGAGCGGCCGGGGCUGUCCCGGAUCUAGCACUUGAGCGCACGGGGCCCCUGCUUUAGUCGACUACGCCCCCGCAAGAAUGAGCGAAAAACCGAAUAAAAACGUGAGCGGGGCGGGUGCCUCCGCGCCCAACAAAAUGAGGCUUUAUGCGACUUGGGUCGACCGGACUCCCUCGAACUGUAUUCCGAGGCUUUGUUCAUUGACGCUGACAAGGCUGGUUGUUUUAAAGCCUUUAGGAUCAGAUCUAGCCUCUAUUUCUAUUGCCGUUAAAAUGCAGUCGAGCAAACGCACAUUACGCUCCAAUGAGCUGAUUUUGCCACCGAACGGUCUAUUAGACACGCCGUUGGAAUUAACUUUUUGUCUCCAAUAUCCACAUUUUUUGAAACGGGAGGGCAACAAGCUGCAUAUUUUGCUCCAGAGGCGGAAACGGUACAAGAAUCGCACAAUGCUCGGGUUCAAAACACUAGCAGAAGGGAUUAUCAGAAUGGACCAAGUUCUGCAAAGGCAAAUGGACAUGGAGCUGGAACUGCACCCGGAAGGGGGCGGCAAAGACAAAGAGAAGGGACCCGUGGCCCGCUUGAGCGUCCUGCAACUGAGCUCGACCCCGGUCGACCAAGAGCACAAAACGGACCGAGACCACGACUUCAGCGACGACGACGACGAAAUCAGCUCAGGCGAGGAAGAAGUUGCCGAUUUAUCCGACAGCGAACCGAUCCGAACCAAACUCCCACACACUCGUCACAAUCUCAAGCAACGUUUCGUCUCUCUGUUGCGCCGCUUCAAGGUGCCCGACAGCGAGGGCGGUCGAAGCGCCGACUUGUCCAACCCUAGCGACAUCCAAGCUCUCUUUCAAGAACUCGAAUCGCUGAGUUGCGACGAAGACUCGGCCGGCGAACAAGACACCAUGUCCAUAUCGAGCACGCCAAAGCCGAGCCUUCGGCCGUUUUUCAGCAGUAGCAAGAGUUUGUUAGACUCGAAUCAGACGCAUUACAGCGAAACCGAGAAAUUUAUCGACGACAAAGCGUCCGGAAGCGACGGAAAUGCGGAUAUUUUCACGGAUCAGGAAGCGCAGUCGGAUCCACAGACCGGCUCGCCGCCCAGAGAGCAAACGGCGACGCUUCGAGCGAAGUUGUCGGGGGAUAACGAUUUUGCGAAUUUGAUGCAAGAGUUGAAUGAGAGGAAGUCGAAGUUGUUUAGGUCGUCGGCGUCUUCCGGUAAAAAGAAGAACUCGUUGAGUGUCAGUUCCGACGCUCCGGUGCCCGAAACUGUUACGGCGCGGAAAAUUUUUCUCGAGCAAGUCACACGAGUUCUUCCCCUGGAAGAAAACGCUCUCCCGGAAGCUGUGGUAUUAAUUACAGGCCCUGACAGUAUUACUGGACCAUUAUCAGCCCGUCUCACGCAUCAUCGGAUUUUCCUUCCAUUAUCAUCAGUCGAAGUUAAAGCAGUCCUGACUGCGGUUUUCAACAAAAUUCACAAAUAUUGCAAUAGCUGUCCCAAACCGGGCAGCUUUGUUAAAUUAAUCCUGAUUGGUGGAGACACUCUCCUCGGUUGGGUCAUCCGACCUUACGUCGAACUUUUAUCAAGUAAGCCGCCGGAAUGGUUGAAUUACACAAGAAUUUACAUAAUUCCGGUCGGUUCUUGCGGGAUUACAAAACACCUCGGUAACUUAGACCAGGGUUAUGCCUCUUUAUUCCCCUCAGACCAGGAAUUAAAAAUCGACGAAUUGGCCGGGCGGCUACAACGGUACUUAUCAGUACCAUCAUCGGCUCCGGUUGCGCAGCUUCCUCUCGGGGAGGCGAUGCUCACCUGUCAGGACGACUCCAGUCAACUCUUCGUCCCGUUUGUUAACGAGGUGCGUGUGGGUCCCGCCGAAUCAGCAUUAUCCGUAUCUGUAGAUCUUGAAGAUUUGAUGUGUUCCAGUCCCCCUGCCCCCUCCCUAACUCCCCCAUCGUCCCCCAACGUGCAAACGCGCGACUCGCCCUGGGAGCCCCUCGAAUUGCAAUUAGACUAUUGGCAAAGCCCCAAAAGUACUGAACCUCAAGCCGCAAAGACUGACAAAACCAAACAAGACGGUAAAACUUCACUCAAAGGACUGUUCCGGGGCCUUCAAGCCUCGCCGGGGCUCAACGUCACCAUGCACUUGGCGAAUAAGGAGAAAAAACAGAAAAUUAUGAGACUGGGUAAGAAGAAGGAGAAGGAGAAGGAUGCCGAGCCUCGCAGUCAGACUGUGGAGGGAAUUUCGAGGUUGAUUUGUUCCGCGAAAGCGUCCCACAACACGCCGAUGAAAGUUUAUGUGGACGGCGUGGAGUUUAACGGAGUUAAAUUCUUCCAGUUGAGUUCGACUUGGCAAACGCACGUUAAACACUUGUCGGUGGCUCUGGUAGGCGUGCCAUUGGCGAGUGCCGAAGUGAAUUCGAUGUAACAUAAGACGACCUUCCCGUUUUUUAAAUCCGCCGCUUUGCUUCCGUGUCUCGUUCCCGCGAUGCAUUCAUCGCUUCUAGUCAAGGUCAAAUCCAUCGUAAUCCAACCGUUGACAAUACAUCCAAAUAAGGCUCAAAACUCUUGUUUGAAAAAAAGAGAGGAAACUCACGUUAAGAAUACUCCGUAUAUGUGAUAUAGUUUAUAGUCGUCGUUAUCGAUAAUGCUUGAGAUUUUUUCAGAAAAAAUCAAUACUUUUUUACAUGCUAAGAUUUAAUCAUUUUUAAUAAGCACAGCAAGAUUUUUUUGUGGCCAAACCACUUUUAUAUGAUAUAACGUAUUCGGGUUUUACACACCAUUGGAACGCGUUAACAUGCCGCCCACUUUAAGCUUAGGGGAAGUGGUGUGCAAGACCUCCAUAUCAGCAUUUUGCAUAAAUACCAAAGCGAGAAUUUGUGUUAUUUGACGGAAAGUUGUUUAUAUUAAUGUGUAGGUUUCUGGCAGUCAUUUACUCCGUGGAGUAAUUGCUGGGAAUAGUUCCAUGUCAAAUCAAAUCUUGUUGGGAAUGUUGAAAGGAUCUCACGUUGAUUGUUGAACUGUGAUGUGUGAACAUAGGAAAUUGAUAUAAAUGAAAACGCCGUGCGACUGUGAUUUUAACGCAGCUCAUUCCAACUUGUUAGUUAGAUGGGUGUUCUCUCAUUUUAUCUCAUUUGGAAUGUGCAACAAGUUUUAGAACAUCCAUCUUUAGGACAUCAGUGUUUGAUUGUAAAUGAUAGAUUAGAUUAUCUGUUGUAUAAAUGCAAUAAUGUCUGGAAUUAGUAUUGUUUAUAUAUAACUGCAUACAUAUAAAUAAACAUGAAUAUGUACUUUUA